Messenger RNA from Engraulis encrasicolus (European anchovy), 2253 nucleotides. It is a transcript of the gene clk2b, whose product is annotated as CDC-like kinase 2b. Gene Ontology annotation, biological process: peptidyl-tyrosine phosphorylation; regulation of RNA splicing. The transcript has 11 exons. Gene Ontology annotation, cellular component: nucleus. The coding region runs from base 581 to 1744 and encodes 387 amino acids. Gene Ontology annotation, molecular function: protein tyrosine kinase activity; protein serine/threonine kinase activity; ATP binding. The record is from RefSeq and is a predicted model, not a curated record. NCBI's taxonomy places the organism in Eukaryota, Metazoa, Chordata, Actinopteri, Clupeiformes, Engraulidae.
CUUCCUUGGCUUGGCGUAUGCCUCUCCGUCUCCUUGGCUUGCCUUUUGCUCUUUCUCGCUGAGCUGUUUUAGUGUUUUGGUUCGACUCUUCUACGCCAGGACCUCUCUGACCCUUGACCUCUUCUGCCUCUCCUGUACAGCCCUCUAUCUGACUACCCCUCUAUCGCUCUAUCUGUUUAACCCUCUGCCUCUGUACUUCUCAAAGCCCUCCUGUCAUAUUCUCUCUGUCUGUCAGCCUGUCUGUCUGUCAGUCAGUCAGUCAGCUUGUCUGUCUGCCUGCUCGCUUGCUUGGGCUCUGUCAAUGUCUGUGUGUCCCUGUUUCUUAAUACUCCUUUCUUAAUUCGGACACAUCACUCUCACAUCUCUCUCUCUCUCUCUCUCUCUCUCUCUCUCUCUCUCUCUCUCUCUCUCUCUCUCUCUCUCUCUCUCUCUCUCUCUCUCUCUCUCUCUCUCUCUCUCUCUCUCUCUCUUACUCUCUCUCUUUCUGUUAUGUCUGCUGGGUUGUGCUGGGUCCGUGUUUUCUCUGUGUCAGCGUGUGGGUGUGGGGUGUGUGAGUGUGUGUGUCGUGCCAUAAGGGAGUAUGGGCAGAAGGGAGCUGGUGUCUCUCUAUAAGAACUUUCUGGACUGUCUCUGCCAAUGCCUGUGUCAGGGUGAGAGUCAGGCUCCUGUGAAGGACGACAACCACGGCCACCUUCUGUACCACAGCGGAGAUGUACUGCAGGACAGAUAUGAGAUUGUGGACACUCUUGGUGAAGGCACCUUUGGGAAAGUGGUCCAGUGCAUAGACCGCAACCAUGAGAGGCGCGUGGCACUAAAGAUCAUUAAGAAUGUGGAGAAGUAUAAAGAGGCAGCUCAUCUGGAAAUCAACGUCUUGGAGAAACUCAAGGCCCAAGAUCCAGAACACAAACAUUUCUGUGUGCAGAUGCUGGACUGGUUUGAUUACCAUGGCCACAUGUGCAUCAGCUUCGAGCUGCUGUCCGUCAGCACGUUUGACUUCAUGAAGGAGAACCACUACCUGCCCUACCCCAUCAACCAGAUACGACACAUGGCCCAGCAGAUCUGUCUAGCGGUCCAAUUUCUCCAUGACAACAACCUGACGCAUACAGACCUGAAGCCGGAGAACAUCCUCUUUGUCAAUCCGGAAUAUUCCGUCACGUACAAUGCGGAGAAGAAGCGCGAGGAGCGCUCGAUAAAGGACACGUCGGUGCGACUGGUGGAUUUCGGCAGCGCCACAUUUGACCACGAGCACCACAGCACUGUCGUAUCAACCAGACACUACCGCGCACCCGAGGUCAUACUAGAGCUGGGUUGGGGCCAUCCAUGUGACGUCUGGAGUAUCGGUUGCAUUCUGUUUGAGUACUACCAGGGAUACACACUCUUCCAGACUCAUGAUAACAGAGAGCACCUGGCUAUGAUGCAGAGGAUACAGGGACCACUGCCCUCCAAAAUGAUACGCCGCACCAGGAAGCAGCGGUAUUUUGUUCAUGGGAAACUAUUCUGGGAGGAGAACUCCUCCGCUGGACGGUACGUCAAAGAAAACUGUAAACCCCUUAAGGGCUACAUACUAGAGGACUGUGAAGAGCAUGUUCAGCUGGUUGACCUGAUGGGUCGUCUGAUGGAGUACGAGCCCCUCCGCCGCAUCUCCCUCUCCGCAUCCCUCCGCCAUCCCUUCUUCUCAUCCCUCACUUCCAGCCUCUCCGCAUACAGCUGGGUGUGGCAGAGCAGCCUGGAAAUCGACAGAUGAACUCACACACACACACACACGCACACGUACACACACACACACACACACACACACACACACACACACACACACACACACACACACACACACACACACACACACACACACACACACACACACACACACACUUUUGGACAGAUCUCUUCUGGCAAGAGGUUAAAGUGGUGGUGUCUCUCAAAAGCUCCUCAAGAUGGACUUCCGAGUUCCCGCCCACUAUGUGCAUGUCAUCCUGAGCUGGACUCUUUUAAUUGGCCGGUGACAUUUGAUUAACAAGAGCCAAGAGCCCAACUGUGUAUCAGUGUUACUGGAAUUUUGUAGUGUUGCAAUGUUUUACUGUUGUUUUUCAUUUUACAGACACAUACAUAUACACACAAGCAACAAUAGUGUUAUCAUGGAUAUGUUGUUGUUGAAGAUUUUUUGUUUCUCUCACAACGUCACAAACAACACAGUGGAACAACAUCCAUUUCUCUCUAUUCUGGUGUCAAGUUUGAAUCAAUAAAAGACACACG